Messenger RNA from Plasmodium knowlesi strain H, 11772 nucleotides. Its product is annotated as conserved Plasmodium protein, unknown function. Bases 1 to 11772 code for a protein of 3923 amino acids. The record is from RefSeq and is a predicted model, not a curated record. NCBI's taxonomy places the organism in Eukaryota, Apicomplexa, Aconoidasida, Haemosporida, Plasmodiidae. The transcript has a single exon.
AUGGAGAUGUUAAGGAGCGCGCUUAGGGGAAUAUGUUCACAGCUAAAUAGCGACAAUGAGAAGGAGAUCGAAAGAGGACUGAAAAGCUUGUAUGGGCUGAUAAAAAAUAAUGGAGACCUGCCUGAAGAAGAUUACAACAUGUGUGUGGAUAUAUUAAUUGAUAAUAACUACCUGGAUGUAAUAAUUUUUGUGUUAUCCUUGGAGGCUGCGAAAACUAAAGGAACGAAAUCAGUACACAACAUUAAUCUGAGAUAUGUUGAAAUAAUUUUUUAUAGUUUGAAUUGGCUCCUUCGGAACAAGUUGGGGAAAUCCCCCCCCGAGGAUGAGUGCCAAAAAAAGUUUGUCAAAUCAGAGGCCUUCCAAAAUGUAGGUCUUUUUCUCUGUGAACAAAUGAGUCUUCUGGAAAUUGCCAUUUUGAACAACUUCAGUUAUAACCGAAUAUUUAUUUUAAAUGUCAUUUUGUACCUUUUCCUUUUCCAUGAGAAGUUUCAUUUUCUUCUUCGUUCCUCCUCGUUGUUAUUAAAUUUGAUUGAAUUGAAAAAAAAUCUCAAAACCGUUUCCGACUUGAAGCGGAAAAAUGAGUUGACCCAUUUGGGGAACAGUGGGCAAGAGCUGGACGACGUGAUUGACGACAAGGUGGAAAGGGCGCGGCGGGAGAUCCUCGAUGGGGAGGAUGAUCAAAGUGUUCCGACGGGGGAUGACUCCACAAUAGAGAAGGAGAAUGACUCAGAAAAUAACGACAAUUCAGAGGAAGGGUACUCUCGUGAUACAAGGAAGGGGUGCAAGAAGCACUCCACAGGUAAUGACUACGUGAAAGAGGACGGAACUCUUCUUUGCAGUUACAAUUUUCAAAACGAAGUGGUACUCAUAUAUAAGCACUUAAUGAACAGGGGUACGGGUACUGUUCAGAAUGUAGCAAAUGAAAGGAGAAAAAAAAGGUCUGUGGAAAAUUGCGAGUUUUACGCAGAAAUGCUAAUAAAGAAGAAAAACGGGAAAACGAAAAUGCUUAAAGAGAAGAUUGUAGAUAGGAAAAAGGAGAAGCAGAAAAGAAGAAAGCGAAGUAAACGUGCUACACUUGAGGCAGAAGCGAAUAGCAGACCGGUCAACAAGGGAGAUUUCGAAGCAGUGAGGGUGGCGCUCCUAGUCAUGUGUGCAUACUGCUAUUUAGAUAGUACGAGAGGGGACAAAAUACACAGUUAUUUUAACACGGUAUGUGAAGAGAUACGCAAAAUAUACUGCAACAGUGGGGAAGAGCUACGACACUACAUUAUUCUGUGUCUUUACAAAAUUUUGGAGAAAAGUGAGACAUAUAAAAAUAUGAACGUUUUUUUUAAUGUGAUAAAAUUGGUGGGAAUUUUCUUCAAUGAUAUACAGAGUGAGAUGGACGCGACGGUUUUAUUUUUUAUAAACGAGUUGUUAAAGAGGAGGAAGUUCAGCCAAAUAUACAAAAAUGACAAGUUUAAUAGUAAUUGUAUCUUCCUUUUGAAGUCUUCGUAUGGAGAAGAUAAUGAAGAGGGACAGGGAAAAAAGAAGGGAAAAAAAAGGCUUUCUCCAUCGGAUUUUUCUCCCUCCGCAUCGUCCUAUUAUCUAGUCGUAAAUUGGAACAGGAAGAACAAGGGAGUGGAGGUAGCCCAAAUGUAUGAUGAUUUGCUCGAUGGUGCAACCAGCAUGGAAAAUGGAAAAUAUGCGCAAGUGGGAAAUGAAUUGUUCGUGAUGGAAAUACAAAAAAGAGACAUUCGUCGAAUCUGCCUUAUCUUCACAAACCUAGAUAUGUAUAUAACUACCUGCAUAAGAGAAACGAAGCAAUACUUAAUCACGCGUCACGUGAAGGAAGAGGAGGAGGUUAUUCUGUUGAGAGAUAAAUCCUACAAUGAUGAAAAGCAAAUUCAGAGUAAAGUGAAUAAUGCUUUCCUUACCUUCUUAACCGACUUAAAAAUAAAUUUUUUUAUUAACCAUUAUAUUAUUGUAAUCAGUAUAGAAAAGUAUCAACACUUUAUCAACCUCUACUAUGGGAGCAGCAAAUUACACGUUUUAACAUGUGACGACAACCUUUUUUUAUUUCUGCUUCUCUUCAUUGAUGUUAGUAAAAUAUUCUUCCUGCAUAGGACCAAUGGGAGGAACAUUCCCAGGGGGAGAAAAAAAGAAAUGGAUUGCUUACCAAUACAAGUGAGUUGGUACUUCAGCCUUCCUUUUAGCGAUAUUCAUGGGAGUAGUACAAGUGGCACCAAACGGGAUGAGGACAUACCUGAACUGUGCCACGAUGAAAGGAUCACUGCACUCGCGACAAGUGAGAGGAAGAGAAAAAUGAACAGCGCGACACCAAACGAUGAGAAGGAAGACAAUUUGAGAAGGAAGAAAAAGAAACUAGAAGGAAGCGUCAGUGAGUUAGUAAAUAAUGAUUGCUUGAACAAAACGGGACAAACUCCCCCCAAUUUUCUGCAAUACAGAUAUGCGUACCAAAGUGUCAAUAACGAAGUGGUGCGAAAUACAAAUUUUUUAAAACUAUGUGGAGAAGUAAUUCAUUACAAAAUUUUGUUAGAAUUGUACGAUGCGGUUAAAGGGGGGUCUACAGAAAACAGUGAAGGAGCAAUAAUGGAUCGAAGGGUGGUGAUGCAAAAUGUGAAAGAAGCUAACAAUUAUCUGAACCUUUUGGAUAACGAAUUAAAUUACAAGAAAAAAAUUGAAGAAGUUUUGUUUUUUUUCAUCCCCAUGAAUAUUACCAAGUAUAUUGUAGAAAUGUUUACCAAGAGAGAUAAACACAACUACUACAAUUAUUUUAUUAUGUGCUACUUGCACUACACGUUCGAAAUUUACAAGUGUGUUUCCAUGUUUGUACUUUCCCUGGAUUCCUUUCUGCCCUUCCCGCAAGGGGUGAAUAAAACCAUUUUGAUGAACAGGAUAAAGGAAGAUCUAUCCCUGGCCUUUUACAACCUCGUUAGUUCAUACUAUCUGUUCGACAUUGCCUAUAUAAAUAGGUACAUUAUAAAUGAGAUUAAGGGGGCUCAAAAUAAUGAGGUGUAUAGUAAGAAGGAUUCCCGUAAUAAUGGCAGCCCUGGGAAAAGAAAAAAUGUGCCAGCUGAACGCACCGGUUUGCAAACCGUCCCAGUUCACCACAGCGACUCUGAUGACUACACGUUUAACAUCGGCGCCAAGGACCACGAAAUUGUGAAUACAAGAAAUGAAAAAAAUGAGGAAAAGCGUGAACACAUCCUUAAGUUGCACUACUUCCUGAACGACGUGCACAUAAAUACAGACAAUUUGUAUGUGUACCAUUUUGUGUUAGUAACAAAUUUUAUCAAUCUCUUCGACGAUAGUGAAUUGAGAAAAAAGAUAUUAAAUGAAUUGUACAGUCAGAAGAGAAUUAUAGAAGUGAGAAACUUUGAACUCUUUGCAAAUAUUAACGAGAACGUGUACCAAAUAUUUCUUAAGUUAUUUUUCGAGAAGUAUUAUUUUCCCCUUGAAAGUUAUCAUUUAUUAGAUAAUUUGUUACCUAUUUUGACGUACUACAAGAAGAAGAUUCUUUCAACACAGGAUGAAUGUGCAUCAGAUGUGCAGUUGGCGUUUUACUCCUUCGUGGAAACCCUUGUACAUAAGAUGCUUAGGAAGACGAAAUUUUUCUAUUCCUGUCAUGUGGAUGAUGUACUUUUGUUUUUGAAUUUUCUGAGGACCAUUGGUAGCUUGCGCCAAUUCGUCAUUGCUCUGUCCGUUUUUUGUCGCCUUUUUAACUUGCAUAGAAGUAGGGCGGUGCACGAAGAUAGGUGCGCAUCUGAUGAAGUGUCCAGGAAUGUUUUUUCCAUCGACGGGGUGCAGAAAAGUAUGGAGGAAUUCCAAAAGGAGAACCCGCUUAGGAGCGAAGUCUCCCCCUUUUUCGGGCUCCUAGUAGAACUGUUCUUUACGAGCAAUCUGAACUUUGCGCUGAAGGGAAUACCAAUUAUGAAGGUUAUCAAGGAGGAGAAGCAAACGAAAGGAGGCGCUGGUGAUGUGUUCGAUUACACCCUUGAGGACAUCGUACAGGUGUAUAUGAACUACCUGAAUUAUGUAAAAUAUGUUUUGCUGUUGAAUCCUUAUGUUUAUGUUAUUGUGAAGGAAAAGUUAAAAAACCAGAGAAGUUUAGGGGAACUUUUUUGUGCCUUUACGAGGAAGAAGGACUUUUUACAAACUAGGGAGAUUCUCUGUGAUAGCCAAAGGGGGGAGAGUACACAGAUCAACGCCACUGGGUUUAAUCCAUCGGGUGUAAGCAAAAUGGUGGAAGGAUCUGAACAAAGUGUAGAAUAUGAGAACGAAUCGAACAAGCAGAAUGCUGCCUUUGCCAAUUUUGCAACAUUUUUACAAACCGUAGAUAACUUUUUAAAGGAAAUUGAGAAGGUUCAAAUGGGAAAGAAAAAUUUAGGAGAGUAUCAGGAGGAAAUAAAACAACUAUGCUGUGAGGUACAAAAAAAAGGUGUCAUUAACAAGGAAAAUAAUAAUCAAAAUGGUUCCUUUUUUGGAAGGCAGAAAAAUGGUAAAGCUGAGAUUGAUGGGGGUUUUCCAAAGGGAGGGGAAACUAUGUUGGAGUUUUAUUUACAACAUAAUAACGUUACGUUUUAUUACACCAGCGUAGAUAAUCUGGAGGGGAUAAGGAAAAAAUGUGAAGAAGCUGAACUGCUUCUUUACAACCUGUGUAAUGUUAAUACCCUUAUAGUUAAUUAUUUCUUCACCACUUAUGUGUACCUAAAUGGUGAUGGUAACGUUGAUUCCAACACGCUACUGCAGUUGAUGGGCAAAAUCAGCAGAACGGUGGAGGUGUUCCUUUCCCUGUGUGCCUCUGUAAAUACAAGCAUUCAUGCAUUUGUGGAACACACAAGAAGAUACAAAGAUGUUAAGAAUGUAAUUGCUAGUUGUGGAAGUAGAAGAGAAGAAGGAGAUCCAAAAUAUGACGAAAAUAAUUUCUUUCAAAAUGUGCGUAAUUUAAGUAGAUCCAUGUGUUCCUUAUUCAUUCAUAUUUUUAAAAAUGGAUUAUUUGUAAUGUUAUUGAAUCAUUUGCAGAAGGAACUUAAAACGAAUCGUGCCAUUGUUCACCACUUCGCGCAUCUUAUCCUGUGUUACUUGCGUAAGAGUAUUCAACUGUUUAAUAUAAAAAGCGAGAAGUAUAAGAAACUCGUAGGGGAAAGCCUUAUUCAUUUGAUCCAUAUCAUUGCGCAAGAUGACACAAAAGAAGGGGAAGAACAACUUAAGGGGAAAUUAUCAUUCAUGAUUCUGUCUUUGCUGCAGAUGUUAGAUGGGAAGGGAUUUUUUAUGAAGAAGUUAAUAGCGGGAUAUAUUUCCUCUAAGGAUGACAGUAAUCAAAACGGCAAUGAUCCAAAUGGGGAGGAAGAAGCCAUGGGGAAAUACAGAUUUUUUCUUUUGAAACAGAUCGCUCUCUUCUUCGUCAACCUUAUGCGUAAGGAAAAGGAGAAAAACAAUUUCAACCUUGGACUAAAAAAUGGCAUGAAAGGCAUGCAGCGAAGCAGCGCCAACAUUGUGCCCCUACUAGUUCACACCAUCAUGCAAGACGAACAUAUGGAAGGCAAAAUGAGCGAUACCCUAAAUGAGUUGUGCAUGUUAUAUGUUAAUAAAUGGUACAGCGAUAGUUGUUCCCCGCUAAGUUCUGUCAUUGUGGAAAGAGUUAUUAGGCACGGUAUAAAAGCAGGACAAAAUGGCACGCCUGAUAUGAGCACCGCCGAACAUUGCUUUUUUCGGGGCAUUAAAAAAGAGAGAACACAUUUGCAGCGGGGUGAGGAUAUAGAGAGAGAAGUAGAAGCGCAAGUCCUGCAGAGGUACGUGGAACUUUUCGAUUUAAAGACCAUUCCAGAGGAAUUAACCUGUAACAACAUCAGGGAGAAUGACAUUUUUAUAAUUUUUCUUUACUUAAUGGAAAAUAAGUACACCCCUCCUCUGUUCGAGGAAAUUGAUAUGCACCGUUUAGAGAGCGUAACGCACGAAGAAGUAUUUAAACUGCCACGAAAUAAUUUCUCAGACAUUCUAGCGGAAAUUUAUUUGAAAAAAUUUGUACACGCAUACAAAUCUAUUUAUAGAAGGCGAAACAGAAUUAGCUUUCUGUUGUUAAGUACAAAGAAAGCAAAAAAUAAAAAUUGUCUAUUUAUAGCUUUAUCAGUUUUGUACUUUGUUGGAAGCAUGCUAAGUAGAAAAGAGCGUAUGAGACAAUUGCUUCGGGAGUACGGCAAAGACGUUGUAAGGAAAAUAUGUGAAGUCGCAUUUUUCUACUUUUAUGGCUACUUCUAUAAAAAUGACCUUCCCAAGGGGAAGUGUAUGAUGAGGUGCUACGAGAAAAUUACCUCGUUUUUCUUCAAAGGCAUUUUCAAAAGAUUGAAAAGGGGUGGCGGAGAAGAAGGUGGACAUAGAAAUAGUGGAGGUAGUGCCUCUGUAGGGACUCAAAAUGGAUGCGUCAACAAUUCCGUGAAAAUGAGCAGUUAUCCUACCCAACCUGGUAAUAAGAGCGAUAUUAACCAUGAAGGAAAUAGUGCUGAAACGAUACAUAACGAGAGUUUAAGAAAAGGAACGUUAAGAAGAAGAAACGACCACUGUAUUUUACUUGUUCUACUUUUACAAAUGCUGAAUCAGAAUGUUGGGAAAUUUAAGUUGGAAAGGAUAGUGGAUGAUUAUCUUUACGAUCUACUAACGGACUUAGCGUUUUGUGCAAGAGGAAAGAAAAAUUAUUUUUAUUAUGAAAAUGCAAUGAAGGAGUACAUAUACAUUUUUAGUCAGCAUGAUAUGGGUGAGCUGAAAAAGAGCAAAAAAUUGUAUGCCGUUUUUUAUGCCUUCUUUUUACUUCUCAAAUAUGUGAAGUUAAGGAACAUGGACACGGUAAUGCUGGUUGAGGCUUUUUUCAGAAAUUCCCAUAUAGGGAAAUUGAUUGUGCAGGAGUUGGAAUCCUUUAGAGGGAAACGAAUGGAUGGGAAGAUCACCCAUGGGGGAAGGCAUGAUGAUGAGCGCAGUGAUGAGUAUAAGGACGAGUGCAAUGAUGAAUACCACAGCGGAAGCAAGAACACCCUCCUGUUCAUCCUAAAACUGGUAAAAAUCUUCUACGAAGAAUGGUAUGAUCAGAACAGAGAAAAUACCCCCCAAACGCAAGCCAUAUGUUUGAAAACGCUAAACAGGGAUCUAUUCAAUGGACUGAAGAAAGCAUACAACUACACACUCGAAAGUGUGGAUGUGCACAUAAGAAGUAUUUUCUUCGUUGACAUUUCUCAUUAUUUGAAAUCGAUCACGAUGGAAAGUAUUCUGGACAAUAAGCUAAUAGAUGAAGUGUUGAAAUUUAAAGAAUUUAAUUUAAAUAAUGAUCGUAGAUACGAUUGGCUGAAUAUGGAUACGAACAUGCUCAAUAAGACGUGCCUCUAUUUUUAUAUAAAUGAAAAUGUGCGCAGAAAGUUGGAAAGUGGGGAAAAGCACUUUUUGUUUUAUCUCCACAUGAAUAGUUCAGGGCAGAGUAAAUGUUGCGAGAGGGAAAUUUACCCAUUAAGGGAGGACCUUAACCACAGCGCCUUCCGCAACGGUGUUGCAAAUGGUCCCAGUUGUAUCCAAUCGGAUGAGCAAAAGUUAAGACUCCACAGUGAUUACCACGAAACGGAUUGGAGGGUAAAAAAAGGGGAACUCCUACUGAAUCCUUACAAGACAAAACUCCCUCAUUGCAUAAUGAGCCAAAAUGAAUAUAUCAAAAGGGAAGUUUUUUCUUUAGCACAUAGAAUAAAGUUGGAAGAUAAUAUUUAUGAUUACCUCUUUUUGCUUUGCUUAAUAGUUGGAAAAUUAAUUUUUUGUUUUGUCUUGAUGGCAGAAAAGUUGAGAAUUUUUUUUUAUCAUUUCAGAAUUUUGUACACGUCAUAUCGCAAUGAAAAUGUGUUUUUAAAUUUUGAUUUGCUGAAUAUGCAAGAGAUUAACCGGAAGAUAAAGAACUACAUAAGGAAGUACCCAGAUAUUCAUUUUUAUAUUGACUAUGACAACAAUGAAGAUGAGGGGAAAGGUGGGGCACACAGUGGGGGCAAUAUGGUUGGAGGUGAUAUGGGGGAUUUCUCCCACACAUAUGAUGGGAACAGUGGUAAUGGGGAUGCACACAACAGUUAUAACGGAGGCAUUGAUCGGGCGAACGAAUAUACGAAGAGAGGCUUCCCAUUUGGAAGUUCCAGCAAACUUAUCUCGUACGAUGAAGAGAAGGAACACUUUUACCAUUUGAAGAAAAACGAGAAGAAUAAUAGGAACUGCAAGUUCUGCAUAAAAUUUAAACAAAUCCACAGCGUACACAAAUCCACAAGAAUUUUAGAUUUACUGGACAGGGAGGAAAAAACGAAUGUCAAAAAUAUGAUUUACUAUGGAAAGACCAUUCGAACGAGCAUUUUUAUGAACAGCCCAUAUGAAGGUAACGCUUAUAAAAAUUGCAGCACAUUUAGGGAGGAGGAACAGAAGGAAAAUGAUGAAGGGGAUGCAGAGGAGGAGUUUCAAAAUGGAGAGAGCGACAAGAAAAAUGGGGAUAACAAGCAGAAUGGCGUUGGUAAUGUUAAUGAGGAUGACGGAAGUGUUGACCCAGAGAACUUCUCCAAUGAGUAUAAUCAGCAGAACGGGGACGAGGGAAACUACACAGUGAGGAGCGCUGUUCAGGAGAAAAGUUACGCAAAAGGAAAACUGGAAAAUAUGAAGAGGAACAACUCCCCCACCACCAGCAUCAACAUGGACUGUAUAGUCGACAGUAGUGAUUUACUAUACGGAAGAAAAAUAAAAGAUAUUCAUUUUAAAAAGAAUUACAGAAAGUUGCUAAAGAAAUACCUUCUUAACGAUAUUGACUUCUUUGGAAAAUGGAUAAAAACCUUCUCCAUGAAUGCAUUGAAAAUAUUAAUAUUUUGUUUGAGUAGUAACGACAUUAUAGUGAGGAUGAUUAGCAUAAAGGGGUUGUCGAUAUUUUACCAGCUUAUUGAGAAUUCCUUUGUUCUGUAUAAAAUUAGGAAACGAUUAAAUUCGUUUAGGAGAUUUGGUGGCACAACUGAUCAGGGAGAAGAAGCAGAUCACGGCGUGAUAUGGAAGAAUAGCCCUUCACGAAGACACCAGAAUAGUGGUAGUAUUAUGCACAAGAGCGGGGGGAGAAAAAAAAAACAAAGGAUGCUGGUUAUUCCGUUCAAGGAACUAUUUUAUUUGUUCUUCUUUAUGAAGAAAUUAAAAUAUUCAGUAGACCCGAAUUCUUAUUACAUAAAUCCCUGCGUGUCGACCUACUCUUUUUUUUUAAUAAAUGAAAUUUACAAGAAAAAGGGCUUCAGAGACACUCUGAAGAAUCUCAUUAGGAACAAGACCUUUUCGGUUCAUUUUUUCCACGCAUAUUUGAAUAACCAAUUUAGGAAGACGAAUUUUAUGUCGCUAAAUGUUAUUAAUUUUUUGAUCAUUUCGACCCAGGCGCUUUUCUCCACGAGGUAUGACCUGAGGGGAUGCGUCCAGGAGAUCGAGGGUGAAAGCGAUCAAAAGGAUGAUGAAGAAUAUGGGGAAAAAUCGCAAGGGGAAUAUCAAAACUAUGAUGAAGAGUAUGCAAAUUACACCACCAGGAAUGAUCAGAAUGGUGACUAUAUGGAUGACAACCCAUACAGUGGUAGUGCAGCAUACGAACAAGGAAAAAGUAACACCAUCGAUAGGAGUUUUUUCGCAACGUCCAACGUGAACCAUAGAAUGAUUUACGAUUUUCAAAAUGAGGAUGAAGAUGUGGAAGAAGAGAAUGAGAAGAGGAAUAAUGUUGCCAAUAAUGAAGAGGAAGGAGAAACUGUAGAUAAAUUGAAAUACAUUAAGGAGAAUCAUAAAAAUGCAAUAAAAACUAUUCUGAACAUAUUAAAUAAAAAUAAUAUUUUUGAGAUUUACCUGACCAUGUUUUUUAGUAAUUACCUCAACUACAAUUUGUUGAAGAAGUUUUUAAUUCUGCUAGUCAUGUGUAGUGGUGUGUUGCACCUGGAGGAUAUGCAGUUUGAUUGCAUGGGAGGUGGCGGAGCGGAGGAGAAGAAGCACAACGGAGGUAAUGACGACGACGCGGAUGAGGAGGAAAAGGGUAGUGACCACGUAUACUAUGAUGCAAGCCGCGCAUUAGAGAACGCAACCAAUGGGACGAAUGGUGCCAGUGGCACGGAUCAGAACAACUGCGAUGUGGCCUACUACGUCAAAAACAACCUCGUGCUGAAAUUGAUAACCAAGAAUAAUAUCCUGCUGUGGCUAGAUCGAAUGAUGCAUCAGAAGUUGUUCCAGGACGAAAUAGCAUUUUAUUACCCCACGUCCUUCACCAUGCCGGUGAUAAAUUUUUACGACAUGGAUGGUCAAAAUGAGAAGUUUUACAUGAACAGUAUGAAUGUUGAAGCGAAUUGCUCAGGAGGGAAAAGCGAGGAACUAGUUGGCUCUUUCGGAAAAUGGGAUCCUUGUUAUACGCUCAACAAGAAGGAAUCAUUUGUUAAGGGAAUGCACAAAAGUGAGUCUGAAGAAGGAGAAUCGAUAACUGGGGAAAGGAGAAACAGAAGGGGGGAAAUAAAAACACAACCAAAUGUUAGCGGAAGCAGGAGGGAGAAGGAAGAACCCCUUACCAUUGUGUUGUCGAACGAAAAGCACAUAGAAAAAAUAAUCAAAAAUCGAUACAUAAUGGGUUACAUCUUUAAAGAGAGCUACGAAAAAACGUCUGAAAUAUUUUUUUACCUCUCCCUCUUUGUAAGUAACAUCGUUUCGAAUUUGUUCUACCCCAGUGUAGACUACGCACAUAUAUUUACAAAUGCGCUUCUGAAAAAGGAAAAAAAAAAAAUAAAAAGGUUUAUACUAAAUAACGCACAAAAGCUGAUCAACCAAAAAGGGGAAUUAAGUAAAGAUAACCCAUUCGAGUUCUGGAAUUUCUGGUACAGCAAUUUCCACAAGUACCUUUCUCUUAAAGUUAGAAGCACCUUCAUUAUAAGUAAGGAAGGAAACAAGUUAAAGAAAUCGAAUUUAAAUAUUUUCUCAGACUUGGUAAAAAUUAUUAAAAAUUUGAAUAGGAGUUUGUAUUACAUUUUUAUCAACUUGUUCCAUAUGGAAUAUUUUAACCUCUUCAUUAAUGUAAAGAAUCAAGGUGUAAGAAAUGGAAAUGGAAAACAGAGAGGUAGAAACCUUACUGCAGAUCAUACAACGAAUAUUAGAGAGAUGAGAAAAGCUAAUUUGAAGAUAUGUAGAACCUUUGUAAAGUACAUAUUUAUUAUGUUCAAUAAUUUAUUUAACAUUUGCACAAGUCUGUUCGAUCGGGGAGUUCCGAACGGAGAGUUUGCUAAAAAUUCCAUUUCGACCAAAGUGGCGGUAGAAGAUUCCUUCCUAAAUGAAGACCUAAGUUUUGUGCUCAACGAGGUGAUGAUUUUUCUCGAAAAUGUUGUAGUCCUUCAUAGCUACUUUAGUUCAUGUAAUUUGACAAAACGUUCUGUGGAGAAGAACCAUUUGCAGAAUAAGCAACAUCGAAGGGAAAAAAGGGCUAUAGAAAGUUACCACAUAGAUAUACACAGCACGCUGCUGAAUAGGACGCAUGCAAAAUCCCCAAACAGAUCCAACUAUGCGUAUUAUAGAAAAAUAAUCCAUCUGGUUUUGCACAUGUUACGUAAAAAAUGCUACAAUGAAAAUAAACAUUUUGGUUAUAUCUUCCUAAAUAAGCUAAUCACGGUUUAUCAUUUUUUGGAAGGCCCCAGUAGAGCAAAGGUGUAUUUGUACAUAUAUGAGUUGUUGAGAAUGACUAAGAGGAACCCCCUGGAGUCUUUGCUAAAUCAGGUCCUUUGA